Helianthus annuus (common sunflower) is the source of this 1974-nucleotide messenger RNA. RefSeq lists its product as uncharacterized. The coding region runs from base 1168 to 1818 and encodes 216 amino acids. The record is from RefSeq and is a predicted model, not a curated record. The transcript is spliced from 7 exons. Lineage: Eukaryota; Viridiplantae; Streptophyta; Magnoliopsida; Asterales; Asteraceae.
CUCUCUCUCUCUAUCCUCUCUAAUGUGUGUAACUGUGUAUGAGAUUGGGGUAAAAUGAGUAAAACAGAGGAGAGGAAGUGGUUAUGAGCUGUAAAAAUGUCCACAAACUACAAAGAAACAUCAAUCAAGCAAAAGUUUCAUCACUUCUCCCUUUUCAUUCGACUUCAGCCUCAGCUUCUCGAAUCCUUACGUGCAGAUAUAGAUAGUGAUUCCAAUGUUGUUUAAUUUCUAUGUAAACUACAUGUUUUGUAAAAUAGGGAUAUUUAUGUUGUUAUCAUGGGCGUUAUCCGAUCAUUAAUUGAGGUUUGAAAAAGAUUUAUGAUCCUUAUGAUUAAUAAUGGUUAUGAUGUUUUGAGGCAUACGACCUCUUUGUUUAUGAUUUUUAUAUGUAUCUGUGAUUAGGAAGUAUCAUCUACAUGGGUUAUGAUGUUUUGAGGCAUACGACCUCUUUGUUUAUGAUUUUUAUAUGAUGCUUAUGGUGUAUACAGCCAUGUAUGAAUGGCAAGAGAGAGAUGAAAACUAUGAAGGAGAUGACUCAAGGUGAUGAAGAAGCUAUCCAAGCGAAGCUUGUUCCACAUGGGAAGAAGCGAUAAAGCUAACUAGGAAGAAGCUAGCUCAAAGAAAGAUGAGAUGCUAAGCGUAUAUUUUCUACAUGACAAAUAAGAUUGAUUGUCGUGAAGGGAUAAACUCGUAUAUAUACACGAGUUAACCGUUUAACCUUAAUACGCUUGCUUGAUAUGCUUCGGACUCGUUCUUAAGUUCAUUGUGCUAACCCAUUGUACCCACUCUAUUCAUUAGGCUUGUUGAUAAUCCCACUAAGUUAAGACAUUUUGUUACUUGAUCUAGUAAAAUAAAAUGUCACAAUAGUGAGCAAACAAAAAAAAUUACAUGCUACAAGUCUACAACUAUGAUUUGAUGAUUAAAUUACAAAAAAUAAUAAUAAUAAUAAUAAAAAUAAAAAAAAAAAAAAAAAGGUUUCACAAAAUCGUCUUCUUGUUCAUCACUUCCAAUUUCUCGGUUAAAAAACUGAAAAACAUUUUCAAUUUCUACCAGACAGACAGGAUCAAUCUCCAUUGAUUUCUUCCAAAUCAUCAGCAGAGAGUAAGCAACAAACAUACAAAUUGCAUAUGUUGCUGCUGGUGACAUCAUCAUUUAGUUAGUUAAUGUAUGAUGCUUCUGGGAAGGGUUGGUAGGCGAAUAGGGAUAGUAACAUCUGCAAGAUUCAGAAGCAAAUGUUUAUCCACAAACAACAGUAAACAUAUUAUUGAAUCAAACAAGAAUGGAGAGAGUUCUAAUAGUUUAACUCAUCAUGACUCGUAUCGAGACCUCGAUAAGCUUGAUUUCAUGACUGCUGCCAAGAUUCUCUUCACCACUCCUCCGAAAAAGAAGAAAUUCGGGCUUGAUUUUCAUCUGGUUCAGCUCUUCUUUGUUUGCUUGCCUUCACUCGCUGUUUAUUUAGUUGCUCAAUAUGCUCGUCACGAAAUGAAGAAAAUGGAUGCAGAACUAGAAAAGAGACGAAUUGAAGAGUCCAAGAAGAUAAAGGCAACCGAAGAAGAAGUACUAAAAUCUAAUCCACAAUUAUUGGAGGUAAAAGAGAGAUUAGACAGCUUGGAAAGAACCGUCAAGGAGAUUGUAACGGAAUCCAAAAACCAAAGAAAUAUGAAAGUUUCAGAGCAAAAAGAAGAUGACACAAAACAGCAUGUAAGCAGCACUGCUGUUGAACACAGCCCGAACAAACAAGCUUCCGACAAACAAGAAAGACAACGGGAUGAGAGUCAGACGGCUACACAUCGCGGAUCAACCAGUGCUGAGAAGUAAACCGCAAAUGGGUUCGGGUACACGGGCCAGACAUUUUGAAGAAAACUUUCGAUUAAACUGAUAGAGAAUGUAACAAUGAGCAAUGAACUAGCUAUUUGUGAUGUCUAGUUUUUUAUGAUAAAGGUAAUUCAUAGAAGGAUUUCUGUUUUGCUUUCA